Messenger RNA from Suillus discolor, 1233 nucleotides. RefSeq lists its product as uncharacterized. Bases 175 to 921 code for a protein of 248 amino acids. Lineage: Eukaryota; Fungi; Basidiomycota; Agaricomycetes; Boletales; Suillaceae. The record is from RefSeq and is a predicted model, not a curated record. The transcript has 3 exons.
CUGUCUGAAUUGGGUGAGUAAGAGUGUGUAAGACCGAUAACUCAUUGUGGGCGAUUGUGAGGUUGGUAGGUACGGCACGUGUUUCAGCGAAGUCGGGAACUGGCGCGUCCGCGGCCUUACGAUUUGUGAGCAUGGCACGCUCCCGAAUAGUUUCAGCGCCGUACACCUCCCCCCAUGAAACAAACAUCAUCCAUGGGCCCCGGGCCAGGAUAUCCGCACCCGCAACAGCAGGGUAUGCCAGGUGGGCCACGACAAAUGCCCGAUGGCAACAUGAUGCGUCCAGGGCCGAUGCAAGGCGCGCCCAUGAAUAACUUCCAGCCCCAUGGUGUUCCACCGAACAUGGGUAAUCCUGGUAACGCCAUGAGCCCAGGCAUGGUUCCAGGACCAGGUCAUAACAUGAUGAAUCUGGCCAAUGCCAAUGCAGCCUUGGAAGAUAUGACCGCAAAGAUGAAGAACCUAUUAGUAGCGGCUGCUCCCGGUGUUUCUGAGCAAGGUUUUCAUCCUGUGCAAGGUCAACAGCAGUUUGUUGGUCCUCAGAACAAUCGAAUCGGACAGAACUUGGCUCAAGCCAAACCUAUGGGCGGCAUGUCGCCACCUGCGUCACCAGGUCACCCCAAUUUAUCAGAUCUACCACCUAAUUUCAUGUCUUCAGACUUCAUGCAAUCUAUGUCAGCAUUGGUGGACCUAGACCCAUCCAUGUUUCGGGCAGAUUUUGAGCAAGACUUCCGUGAAUGGUUCGAUCCGACACCUUCAGUACCUCCGGCUUCAAAUCCCACGAGCCAACCACAAUCCAAUUUAUCUUCAGACUCCAUGCAAUCUAUAUCAGCAUUGGAGGACCUAGACCCAUCCAUGUUUCGGACACACUUUGAGCAAGACUUCCGUGAAUGGUUCGAUCCAGGGUGUGUGGAACGUCUCAAGUAAACGGUGAAUGGAAGAUAUGAUUUUUUCGGGCUAUGUGUUUGCUUCAUUCCUCUUGCUUUUCGAACAUUCUUACUUCAAUUUUUACGUAUACAUGUUUUUUUUGCGCUGACCCCUUGUUUUCUCUCUUCACACGGAAUCAGGAUGUAUUAUUUAUUGCAGCGAGCAGUGAGAUUUUGGCUCAGUUUAGAUAGCUUAUUUUUGUCGUCGACUUGUUGUGAUAGUUCCAGUUGCUGUUUGUUACCUCGCUCGGUCACCCUCUCUCAUCUAAAUCUUGCUGCAUGUAUAACUAAUCUCAUCAUGACUUCUCGCUCA